CAGCGCCCACGUAAACCCUUUAAAUGUUGUGGUUCAUCGGCUUUAGUCCAGGCAAUAACUUCUCACAGAUUUCUAUUUCCAGGACACCUUUGCUGGGUACGGACUGAAAUAGAUAAAUAUGCUGCCUUCCUUGUCAGUGGAGACGUGGAGUCUCUUAGUUUUGCUUCUUACGCUCUUGAUAAUAUAUGGGACCUGGCCUUAUGGAUAUUUCAAAAAUCUGGGCAUUCCGGGACCUCGACCUUGGCCAUUCCUGGGGUCAUUUGGAACAAUAAUAAUUAAAGGUUUUCACAACUUUGACAUACAGUGUCACCAAAAAUAUGGAAAAAUGUGGGGGAUCUUUGAGGGCAGAUCACCGGUGCUGAUGGUAGCAGACCCUGGGAUCAUAAAAGCAGUUAUGGUCAAGGAGUUUUACACUACUUUCACCAACAGAAGGAAAGAUAUUCUUUCUGGGCCCUUGUCUGAUGCACUUACCGCUGUCGAGGAUGAGAGGUGGAAGAGAAUCCGGAAUAGCCUCUCUCCAACAUUCACAAGUGGACGAAUGAAAGAGGUAUUUCCUAUAGUUGGAGAUUAUGCAGAACGUUUAAUAGAGCACUUGAAAAAACAAAACUUAAAGGAACCAAUUAAUAUGAAAGACAUGUUUGGUUUGUACAAUAUGGAUGUUCUGAUCAGUACUUCAUUCAGUGUGGAGACUGAUUCCAUCAACAACCCAAAGGAUCCUUUUGUUGCCAAAGUAAAGAAACUUAUGAAUUUCAGCCUGUUCAAUCCAAUUCUUCUCAUUGCUAUUAUGUUUCCUUCCAUGGUCCCUCUGAUGGACAAAAUGGGUAUCAGUUUUCUUUCAACAUCUAUAAUGGACUAUUGUUACCAAACACUUCAAAAGAUUAAGGAGCAGCACCUAGAGGGUGAUAAUGGGAGAGUGGACUUCCUGCGACUCAUGAUACGUUCCCAAAUCUCAAAUGAGGAAGCUGAGAAAAUCAGUGAAGAUCAACCUGUUAAAGGACUAACAGAUCAUGAAAUCCUCUCCCAGUCAUUCCUCUUCAUUGUGGCUGGAUAUGACACAACUGGCUCCACUCUCAGUUUUCUUGCCUACAAUAUUGCAACGAAUCCAGAAGCUCAAAGCAAGCUCACAGAGGAGAUUGAUUCAGUGUUUCCAAACAAUGCCCCGGUCACCUAUGACAAGCUGAUGCACCUGGAGUAUCUGGAUAUGGUCAUCUGGGAGUCCAUGCGAGUGUGGCCGCCUGCUCCACGUCUAGAGAGGAUGUGCAAACAGACAGUGGUGAUAAAUGGAGUCACGAUCCCCAAAGGCACUCUUGUUGGCAUUCCUGUGUACGCUUUGCACCGCGACCCAGAGCUGUGGGAUUCCCCUGAGGCUUUCAAACCAGAAAGGUUCAGCAAAGAGAAUAAGGAGAGUAUUGAUCCAUACACUUACCUGCCCUUUGGAGUUGGACCCCGCAAUUGCAUUGGGAUGAGAUUUGCUCUUUUGAUGGUGAAAUUGAUUAUGGUACGGCUGCUCCAAAACUUCAACCUGGAGACAUGCAAAGAGACUCCGAUACCCAUGGAACUUGAUGCCCUACUUAGGCCAAAAAAGCCCAUAAUGCUCAAGCUUGCACCGCGAUGUCACUAUGGUACUGAAGAAUGAGCACAAUAUCAUUAUUAACACAAUAUCAUCUUCCAUAGCUUGUUUUUGGCUAUAAUCUGUUUCUGUACUACCAAGCUUGUACCGCGAUUUCACAUUAGUACUGAAGAAUGAACACAAUAUCAUUAGUAUCACAAUAUCAUCUUCCAUAGCUGUUUUUGGACUAUAAUCUGUUUCUGUACUACCUUGUUGUUGUGUUAUAAUCCUGGUGGGAUUUCUGUAUUGUGAUGUUUAACUCUACAUAAAAGCUUUUUAUUUGUG
This is a messenger RNA of Clupea harengus (Atlantic herring), 1894 nucleotides long. Its product is annotated as cytochrome P450 3A27-like. Lineage: Eukaryota; Metazoa; Chordata; Actinopteri; Clupeiformes; Clupeidae. The record is from RefSeq and is a predicted model, not a curated record. Gene Ontology annotation, molecular function: iron ion binding; steroid hydroxylase activity; oxidoreductase activity, acting on paired donors, with incorporation or reduction of molecular oxygen, reduced flavin or flavoprotein as one donor, and incorporation of one atom of oxygen.